Molecule: messenger RNA, 1980 nt
Organism: Melitaea cinxia (Glanville fritillary)
Lineage: Eukaryota; Metazoa; Arthropoda; Insecta; Lepidoptera; Nymphalidae
Gene: HnRNP-K
Product: heterogeneous nuclear ribonucleoprotein K
Exons: 9
Coding region: 51-1178 (375 amino acids)
Biological process (GO): regulation of transcription by RNA polymerase II; regulation of mRNA splicing, via spliceosome
Cellular component (GO): cytoplasm; nucleus
Molecular function (GO): mRNA binding
Source: RefSeq, a predicted model, not a curated record
GGAGGAAAACUGAAUACACAACACUUAUACAUAAUUUUAAUUUAGAUAAAAUGAAACGGGACGCCUACGGCGACGAUGGUCCGAUGCAGAAGCGUCAGCGACAGACCGACGAUGAGGUCACUUUCCUUAUACCGAGCAAGGUGGCCGGCUCGAUUAUCGGGAAAGGAGGCUCAAACAUAUCCAAGUUAAGGAAUGAGUACAAAGCCUCUAUAACAGUCCCAGAUUGCCCCGGCCCCGAACGGGUUCUGUCCAUAACGGCGUCGGAUAUCGAUACGAUUAUGGAAAUUGUAAAAGACAUUCUUCCAAGUUUGGCUGAUGUGAGUGGGUCCAGUGAUGACCUGGACGUCCGCCUACUGAUACACCAGAGCCGAGCCGGCUGCGUCAUCGGCAAGGCCGGGUCGAAGAUCAAGGAACUUAGAGAGAAAACGGGCGCCCGGCUGAAGAUCUUCUCGAACCCCGCGCCGCAGAGCUCGGAGCGCGUGGUGCAGCUGGUGGGCAAGCGCGACGCCGUCGCGGCCGGCGUGCGCGAGGUGCUGCACCUCGUGCGACAGGUGCCCAUAAAAGGUGUUAUCCUGAAUUAUGAUCCGCACAACUAUGACGAUUUCUACGCUGAUGAGUACGGUGGCUUCGGCAGCGGUCAAGGCCCCCGCGGCGGACCGCGUGGAGGCCCCCCUCGUGGGCCGCCCCGAGGCCCCCCACCCAUGGGCCCCGGUGGACGGCCCCCGCCGCCCCGAGGAGGUCCUCCGAUGUCGCGCAGUGGGCCCCCUCCGCCGAGACCCUUCAACGAUUUCGCGGGACCCGGACCUCGAGGAAACUUUAACGGACCCCCGCGUGGCAAUUUCGGCGGGAGCGGCGGUAGUUUCAAUAGCAACUUUGGAAACAAUCGCUCUUCGUCCGGCGGUAAUUUUAAUGGAAACGGCGGGAACCAACAGGAAACCACUACUCAAGUUACCAUUCCCAAAGAUCUGGCGGGCGCUAUAAUCGGCAAGGCGGGCUCCCGCAUCCGCAAGAUCCGCGCGGAGAGCGGCGCCGGGAUCGAGAUCGCGGAGCCGCUGCCGGGCGCCGCCGACCGCAUCAUCACCAUCUCCGGCACGCCGCAGCGCAUUCAGAAGGCGCAGUACCUGCUGCAGCAGAGUGUACACGAGAGUAACCCGAAUUUGGGACGUGGAAAUUUUUGAUUUCAAAUCAUACAGUAAAUCAUUUAAGUGGGGGUUAGGGAACUAUUCUGUACCAGAGGCUCACAUUUGUUAAUGAAAUAUUUAAUAUAAUAUAAAAUAUAAUAAAAAGGAUUGCAUACAAUUAUAAAUGAAAUAAUUCUAACUUUUAAUAAAAAUGUUUAUUUGCUCAUCUAAAUGGAUUGAUUGUAAGCCAAUAAAAAUAUUUAUAUUUUAAACAGUCUUGUCUAUACAUUUUGCAACAUUGAUCUGACUUAUUAAUAUGUAUAUGUAAUUGAGCACGUACAGAAAUUCUUUUUACAUUGUAUAUGUUUACUAAUACAGUGAAAAGGUCUUUAUCAUAAAGCCAAAUAGUGCACUCUUUAGCAUUCGCUAUAGAUGAGUAAAAGUAAAACCAAUGUUAUAAGAGUACCAAUUAUUAUGAUCUGUUAGGAUCGUGAGUAAUAAACUCUAGCUUGUUCUUAACAAAACUACUUCUUAUACUAAUUUGUAUUUCAAGUUUAAUGCCGUGGGCUUGUUGCAAUCCUUUAUUUCAACAUUUAACAACCUGGUUUUCUUUAAUUUAUAACAUUAAUUUAACCAGAUCUGUUAUAAUAUAUAUACAUGGUAUUAUCGUCUAUUUACGGGUUUAAAUUUAACCAGUAAAUGUAAAGAAAUCGUAGGAUACGCAUUUAUCAUUCAUAAUUAUAAAGUUAUUUAACUAAGAUUGUGUUUAAUGGCAAUGAUUUUUAAUUUUCUGAUGAUUUGUUACAUCUAUCUAUUUUUAAGUGAAUAGCAAAUAAAAUAAAUAGUUUUAUUUUGUGAA